Molecule: messenger RNA, 426 nt
Organism: Hemisphaericaspora subhashii
Lineage: Eukaryota; Fungi; Ascomycota; Pichiomycetes; Serinales; Debaryomycetaceae
Gene: CUP5
Product: H(+)-transporting V0 sector ATPase subunit c
Exons: 2
Coding region: 1-426 (141 amino acids)
Biological process (GO): proton transmembrane transport
Cellular component (GO): proton-transporting V-type ATPase, V0 domain
Molecular function (GO): proton-transporting ATPase activity, rotational mechanism
Source: RefSeq, a predicted model, not a curated record
AUGUUAAUACCAAAUAAGAGUUUAAUUACAAUAUCAAUUCAUUGUCUGCCACUUGGUAUUUGUGCCACCUGUGUAACUAGACCAGAUUUAUUAGUUAAAAAUGUUGUUCCUGUGGUUAUGGCCGGUAUUAUUGCCAUUUAUGGAUUAGUCGUUUCUGUGUUAGUUUCAGAUUCUUUAAGUCAAAAACAAGCUUUAUAUACUGGUUUCAUUCAAUUAGGAGCUGGUUUAAGUGUUGGUUUAUCUGGUUUGGCUGCCGGAUUUGCAAUUGGGAUUGUCGGUGAUGCUGGGGUUAGAGGUACUGCUCAACAACCUAGAUUGUUUGUUGGGAUGAUUUUGAUUUUGAUUUUUGCUGAAGUUUUGGGGUUAUAUGGAUUGAUUGUUGCUUUGUUGUUGAACUCUAGAGCUUCUCAAGAUGUCACUUGUUAA